This is a messenger RNA of Plutella xylostella (diamondback moth), 1100 nucleotides long. RefSeq names its product R2D2 protein (gene R2D2). The record is from RefSeq and is a predicted model, not a curated record. Gene Ontology annotation, molecular function: siRNA binding; double-stranded RNA binding. Gene Ontology annotation, biological process: siRNA processing; regulation of regulatory ncRNA processing. NCBI's taxonomy places the organism in Eukaryota, Metazoa, Arthropoda, Insecta, Lepidoptera, Plutellidae. Gene Ontology annotation, cellular component: RISC complex; cytoplasm; RISC-loading complex.
GAUUUGCAUUUUGCAGCAUUUUCGUUUCGUAGAUUUUUUUUUGCGAUUUUAUAGUAAACAAAGUCAAAGUUUUUGUGUCCUAUUUUGUGAUGGCGGAGAGCAUGAAGACGCCGGUGACGCUGCUGCAGGAGCUCAUGGUGCGGCUGGGCGAGACGCCGGUCUACGACUGCGUCGCGCAAAUGGGGCCUGCCCACUCGUCUCUGUUCGAGUACCGGUGCAGCGCGCACGGCGCGAGCGCGACCGCCGUGGCGCGGUCCAAGCGCGAGGCCAAGCAGGAGGCGGCGCGCGGCGUGCUGGCGCGGCUGGCGGCGGCGGGCGUGGCCGUCCCCGGCGCGCCCCCCGCCCCCGCCGCCGCCCCCGCGCCCGCGCCCGCGCCGCCCCCGCGCACGCACGUCGCGCUGCUCAAGGAGCUCUGCGAGGAGUACCGGCUUGCCGCGCCCGACUACGAACUGGUGUCGGACACGGGCCCGGCGCACCUGCGGCACUUCACGAUGCGCGCGCGCGUGGGCCGGCUGGCGCGCGCCGCCACCGCCACCACCAAGAAGCAGGCGCGCCAGCUGGCGGCCGAGGCGCUCUACUCGUACCUGCGCGACCACUCCGCCCGGCUCACCUCCGACUUCGUCGAGGAGGAGGCGCUGGCGCGCGCGCACGAGAAGGCCAUGGAGCGGUACCAGGAGGCGGCGGCGGCGUGGCGCCCCGACCUGGGCCAGCGCGUGGCCGACUACCCCGCCGGGCUCGCCACGCACGCCGAGAUCAUAUGUGCUGUUGCAGAGCCGGAGCAGCAGGCGGCGGCGCGCGCCGUGCUGGCGGAGCGGGCGGGGGCGGCGGCGGGGGAGGGGGACGAGGAGCGGCUGGCGCGCGCCGUGGACGCGCUGGGGCUCGCGCUCGAGUGGGACACCCUGCACACGCACUCCGACCAGGUGCUACACGUGGUGAGCACGUCGCGCGGCGCGCCGCCGCUGGCGCAGUGGGGGGCGUCCCGCGCCGGCGCCGCCGCGCGCCUGCUGGACACGCUGCAGCUGGCGCUGCGCCCGCGCCCCGCGCACACGCUGCCCGCCACCUAGACCUACCAUUACUAAUAAAUGUUGUUUGUUACUUUA